CAUGACUGAUAGCAUAAAAAUUAUGAUAAAAAUUGUUUGUUGCGCAAUAGCAAAAAAAACUAAAAAGUCAAUACAUACAAACUAAGACCGACAAAACACCAUCUUAAACCCAAAACUCGUAUUAAAAUCCAAACCAAAAUCCUCGAGUGUUCUUCGCGAUGUCCAACACGGCGUUCAUGGACCGUAUCCGAUCGUUUUUCGGACUACGAUCGGAGCCGCCUAAGAAUGAUUUUCGCAAUCCGAUCUGGAGCUCCGACGAUGACGACGACGGUGACGAGCUGUACUCCAGACAGCACAUAGAAGUGUUCGACCCGCUGGAGAUGCAGCGGGAAUUUAUCAAUCACAUGCAGGACAUGUUCAAGACCUUUGGUAGUAUGUUUGGGGACAUGAAAGCUUUUAUUGGACAUAGUGACAUGGGUACCAUAACAGAGUUUCCAACCACAGAACAAGAACCAGAUGAUUUUGAUAGCAAUCGUAUAAGAGAUUACUACUUAAAGCCUGGCUAUCAUGAACAUAAGUAUGAACACCAGAGGGAGGACAUUGAUCUAGACGGUAAGAUUUCUUCAAACGAAAUUUCCGGCUUACUGCAACAGAAAGACGGACAUCUAGUCCCUCAGAAACCAUUUGAUGGCAACUUAAUCCCUGGACGGUCAUUCUGUAAGACAAUUAUCACAACAAGCAUAACUAAACCUGACGGUACAAUUGAAACUCACAGGAUCAUUAAAAAUGGAAAUGAAGUGAUUGAGGAGUCAACCACAACGGAACCUGAUUCAAGGAACCCAAACAAUCCUAGUUUGAAUCCAAUCGCAACUACUAAUAUGAUGUUAUCCCAGUUAUCAUCUCUUCUGAGGAAUUUUUAUUAAACCUUAUAUUGUUUAGUAGAACAGAUUAAAGAGUUAGACAGAUGACCAAAACAAAUUCUGCUAUUUGAACACUGUCCACAAAAUUGAAAUCUUGGCUUUUCAAUAGUAUAUCUCUGAAGCAUCUCUUCCAUCCCAAGUGUCAUUUGCAAAGUGACUUUUACCAAGUUAAUAGAAAUCUUCCUAAAUAACCUAAUAGGCACCUUCUAGACAGUGUACUCUACCUUAGGCUGCAUUGUCACCUUACUAACUGGAGUGAUUGCAAUCAAUCAUAUGCCUAUAAAGUAAAAAAAGUGGGUUUAGCUGAAAUCCAUAAUGUAAAAAAUUGCAUUGAAGUUGAUGUCCUUGCAUGACAUAGUAUUAUUUUCUUGUCAUGCAUACAGCAACUUAGUUUUACAAGGCCAAUCUAUCUUAUUUCUUUAAUCUGUGCUCAUUAAUCAGACAUAGAAAUUAGGUCUAAAAGACCCUUUAACAAUUUAUUUUUGAUGUGAUAGUUAGUUUUAAAGUAAACUAAUCAUUUUUCUUCCUAUGUAGCAGUAACCUAGUAUUUUUGCGCCUUCAUUUCUUUUAAUAUUUUGGGAUAUUUUUGAAAACAUAUCAUCACACUUAGGUACUAAAUUUUUUGUCUAAAUAUUUUCUAAUUGACAUUAAUAUAUAUUCCUGAAAUAGUGAUUAAAAUACUAAGGAUAGUUAUAAUUGUUUGUUAUUGUAAUCAACAUUUUUCACAAUUAUUUUAAGAGUAUUGCAAGUGAUUUUAUUCUUUUCAUAAUUUUAUAAAACUUCUGAUUGGUUAUGUACAUAUUAUAACAGAAAUUAAAGAAAAAUAAAUUCCAUCUUAUUAUAAUAAAUUAGCUGUAAUUAUAACCAAGGGAGUAAUUUUCUAUCAUAGUUACUGACUCUAAUUAGAAAUUGUAAUACUACAUACCUAUCUUAAUUUUACGUAAUAAAACACUCAUUGCAGA
Molecule: messenger RNA, 1822 nt
Organism: Maniola jurtina (meadow brown)
Lineage: Eukaryota; Metazoa; Arthropoda; Insecta; Lepidoptera; Nymphalidae
Product: HCLS1-associated protein X-1-like
Exons: 2
Coding region: 159-863 (234 amino acids)
Biological process (GO): regulation of actin filament polymerization; negative regulation of apoptotic process
Cellular component (GO): actin cytoskeleton; apical plasma membrane; clathrin-coated vesicle
Source: RefSeq, a predicted model, not a curated record